This is a messenger RNA of Eruca vesicaria subsp. sativa (arugula), 570 nucleotides long. NCBI's taxonomy places the organism in Eukaryota, Viridiplantae, Streptophyta, Magnoliopsida, Brassicales, Brassicaceae. The record is from the annotation of a GenBank genome assembly.
AUGAGACUCGUAGAGGAAAAAUACAAGCGAUCUGAGCUUGGUGUAGGCAAUGUUAGCUCAGCUUUAUCAGCUACUGAGAGCGAGAAUGCCAAGACGCUAGAUAAUGACAACAUUGAAGAAGCUGAGUUAUCUAUGCGUGAGACAAGUUAUUUGAACCACGAGGAGGUAAGAGCACUUUUGGGAAGAAUUGAGUAUCAGAAAGGAAACAUAGAAGCAGCAUUGAGAGUCUUUGAAUGGAUUGAUAUCAGUGGCAUCACAAUAAAGAUGAGAACCGCUUUAACUGCUAGAGAAGAAUGGAAACAUAGAAGAUGGUUCAAAGGCAGCUUUGUUACUCCUCCUCAGCCUCCCAUGUCUAAACAUGCUGUUAGUUUACUUUUUGAAGCUAUCUUCCUCAAAGCGAAAUCUCUCCAGAGUCUUGGAAGGUUCCAAGAGUCUGCACAGUCUUGCAGAGUUAUUCUUGAUAUAAUGGAGGCUUCUUUAUUAGAAGGUGCGUCAAAGAAUGUGACUAGUGAUAUCAAGUUGCAGGAGACGCUGACCAAAGCAGUUGAGCUGCUUCCUCAGCUUCUUUAG